GCAACAACAUGGCCCCUAUCAGCAGACUGCUGGGACAAAACAUCUCACAUAGCUACUGUGCUGCAGAUGUCUAUUAUACAUUAUGCGUCCUACUUCAUUAGGAAAAGAGCGCAGUAACUGGGUUUAUAAUGUUCAAAUGAUUAAUAAUGGAGCGAUAAGAAUGAUGUGACUCGGAAUUAUAUCAUCAGCUGUUACGCAGAAGCCUGAGGAACCAUAACCAAGCUGCUGUGGAACGCACCCUAUUCCUCAGGAAAGUGUGAAAUGGCAUGAUGGUUACUCUCCAAGACGGAAGCAGCGAUGUUUGAGUAAUAGGAUAAGCAACUAUCCUGCUGAGCCGCAAGAAGGCAACAUGGAGUGGCUGGCAGCAGCUGUGGAGAGGGACCUAGGCUUGGACCAGCGCCAGCUGGGUCCAGGACCACGCCCGCACGAACUGGUCGCCCUGGUUCCGAGUCGCUGGGUGAUGGGAUUAAGGGAGCGGAAAGUGACUCGCUGUGCUCGGUAUGAAGCUAGUUGUGAAACAGAAAUACCUAUUCUACUUCAGCGGUCCCAGGUGAAGUUACCGGCAGGCUGGACGAGGGUCUGCAUCCAGGGGCUCAGGAAGAAUAAGCUGGGCUAUCGCUUGGCAACUGAUCCUGCCUGCUAUGGGGACUCAAUGUCCCAAGACUCUUUCAUCAGGGCGAUGUGUGGGGUAGCCCACAGCAAUGUCAGAAACCUGUGGCGCGACGCCCACCGCUGCCUUGUUCAGCCGUACGCCGGCCCCGUGGAACACCCACAAGUUCAAGCCGUGGACGCCGUGCGACAAGCUCUGCAGAAACUCUUCUGCGUCCACUUCAUGUCAACCGACAGGGUCUCCCCGUCCCUGUCUCCCGCCAGAGAGAAGGAGAAGGAGAAUCUGUUCCUGUCAGGCUCCGCCGCCCCCAAACCCAACACCAGCGACAGCCUCUGUCCAAACGUAGUCCCCCCGGAGUGUUUGCUGGAGUCGGGCGAUGUGCUGUACGUGAUCCUGCCUUACACUCAAUAUUCCCUGCUGGACAUCGUGUCCUACAGCCCGGCCAAGCUCGCCAACAGCCAUGCCAAAGUGCUGUUCGUUCUCUACCAGGUGCUCAUCGCUAUGCGUGCCUGCCAGGCUGCCGGGUUAUCGUGCGGCGAGCUGUCUUUGAUGGACAUAGCGGUGGACGAGCAGCUUUACAGUCGCCUGCGCGUCUCGCUGUCGCACUACGAGGAGCUGGGAGAGCGCAGGGACACUGCUGCUGACCCCAUCGCUGGUAAACAAGUACCAAGAAGUAUUACGGUGAAGGACAGCGGAUGUGUCAGCAGUAACAGUAGCAGUGUCAGUGGACAUCUAUGCAGGGACUGUUUUGACGAGCUCAAAUGUCUGGCGCUGGACUGGGUUCACGGUCGCGUCAGCAACUUUCGCUACCUGAUGGAGCUGAACAGGCUGGCGGGCAGGCGGGAAGGUGACCCGAACUAUCACCCGGUGCUGCCGUGGGUCGUGGAUUUUACUGUGCCAAACGGAAAAUUCCGGGACCUGCGGAGGUCCAAAUUCCGUCUCAACAAAGGUGACAAACAGCUGGACUUUACGUACGAAAUGACCAAAGAAGCCCUCGCUGCGGCCGCGGCGGCCAGUGGCGGGAGCGGCGGCAAUUUGCCGGGAGACCUGGGCGUGUCUGUCGGACCCGCGGGCGCUGGGCAUGCCGAUCACCUUCACGUGCCCCAUCACAUCUCCGACGUGCUGUCGGACAUCACCUACUACGUGUACAAAGCCAGACAGACGCCCAAGUCCAUCCUGUGUAGCCACGUGCGCUCCCAAUGGGAGCCCAACGAGUACCCAGUCAGCAUGGAGCGCAUGCACAGCUGGACGCCGGACGAGUGCAUCCCCGAGUUUUUCACCGACCCCUCCAUCUUCCGCUCCAUCCACCCGGACAUGCCCGACCUGGAGGUGCCUCCCUGGUGCGGCUCCUGCGAGGAGUUUGUGGAGGUGCACCGGCGCCUUCUGGAAAGCCCGGAGGUUUCCGCGCAGCUCCACUCCUGGAUCGACCUCACGUUCGGCUACAAGCUGUCGGGGAAGGAGGCGGUCAAGGCCAAGAACGUGUGCCUGCAUCUGGUGGACAACCACACCAACCUGUCCUGUUACGGCGUGGUGCAGCUCUUCGACCAGCCCCACCCUCCCCGCCUCGCACCCUAUCAGUAUUCCCCACCGGAGCCGCCUUAUCUGGGGCCUACGACUGUUCCCAGCUCCUGGCAGAAAACGUCCCUCAAUGACGUCCUGGACGGCGCCGUGCCCGAGACCAUCGGCUCCGACUCCGCCAGCUGGACGUUGGUGGGCAGAGACGACGACCUGGAGCAGGGCAUGGAGGCGUUGGACUCCUUAAGCGCGCAGGCGGGCACUCCCUCCUCCACGACCGCCUCCGUGCCCGUUCCGCUGGCAAACCCUGCCGUCGGGAAGGCGGGGCUAGAUCACCCGGGCAUAGUGGUGUCGCCGUUGCCCGGCUCCCUUCCGACCGACGGCUCUGGAGGCCUCACGAACAGUUUAGGCUCUGGCAUUCGAAGUGCCAUGAGAGGUGCCAACAAGAAGCAGCAGCAGCAGCAACAGCAUGGCGGUGACAGUAACGCGUCAAACCCUGACGACUUUAAAAUCACCCUGCCCGAGGGAUUCAGCCCGCUUCAGCCUUUGGAGGAGCUGGAGAAACGGAAUAAUUUCCUCCUCAAGGGUCUGCGAGCACAGAUUGCAGACUCCACAUUGUCCAGCAAGCAGAAAGAACAAGCACACGGGACGCCGAUUUCGCUCGCGAACCUCUUUCAGAGGGAUAUGCAGGCCUUGGGGGUGCUCGUCGCCGAAAUUUUCUGCACCUGCAAACUGCGGGGGAUCAAGUCGGGCUCUCCCUUGAGGCAGCGUUUCCAGGCCAUCAUGAAACUCUGCUUCGCCAACCUCCGGGACAUUCCCUUGCCCCUGCACCACGCCCUUGAGAACCUCCUUCACCUCCACAGGCACUCCAAAGACACGUUGCACUCCUCCUACCCGCUACUGUUCCAGUACGACGCCAUCUGCGAGGGUCUCCCGCCACCCAACCCGUGGCAGCUGCUCAGCCCUGCCCUCUCCCCGCUGCCCUUCCCCACCUACUUCCCCGCUCUGCACAAGUUCAUCUUCUCCUACCACUCCAAGAUGGAGGCGCCCAGCAGCGCUCAAGGUCGCGACAUUGUGUUCCACCUGUGGCAGCAGCUGGAGACUCUGCUCCAGGGGAGCAUCACGGCAGAGGGCCUCGAGAUCCUGCUGCCUUUCGUCCUGUCUCUAAUGCUAGAAGAGUCCACCGCCGUGUACGCGGCUUGGUAUCUCUUCGAACCCGUGGCCAAGGUCCUCGGCCCACGCAACGCCACCAAGUACCUGCUGAAGCCGCUCAUCAGCGUCUACGAGAACCCGCGUUGCCUGCGCGGUCGCUUCUACCUCUACACGGACUGCUUCGUGCUGCAGCUGAUCGUGCGGCUGGGGCUGCAGGCCUUCCUCUCCUGUCUGCUCUCCCACGUCCUCCAAGUCAUCACGGGCUUCGAGGGCUGCAGCCGAAACGCUGGCUCCAACUGGGCAGGCGGCAAAGCGCUCCGAGGCGACGCCGGUCUGGGGGAGGACGAGGAGGAGGACUUUGAGUGCGAAAACGGCACAGGGAAAGCUGGAAAAGGUGGAGGUGGCAGCGGAGCGGUCACUGGAGGUGACCCAGGUCUGGCGGACUUCUCCUCAGGAAUCAGCCUCACCGACCAGGUCUUCCUCAACGAAGGCGAGGACUUCCAGAAUGGAUUCUAUGUCAGCAGCACUAGAGCAUCCGGGGCGCCGGGGGAUUCCAGUCUCCCGGGGGGCAAGCAACAGAACAGCCCAAACUUCACAGGCAAAGACACAGACCAGGAAUCCCUCAGCGUUGGCAAGCUGAGCGACAAGAGCAGUGCCAGCGAGGUGUCCCUCGGAGACGCAGACUCCACCAGGGACCGUGCCAGUUUGAAAUCCGUCGACAGCAACCAGGACCUCAAGCAGGCUAGCGACGGGGAGGAUGGACCAGAGCUGGAAGACGAAGAAGACACUGUGGAUGGCAAAGAGGGAGCUAUUCACAGAGUGCCCAGCCUGGAGCUCACGGGCUGCCUAGAGGAGUCGGGGGCCACUGUGGUGACUCUGGAGGGAGAGGGGGACCUCCUGAACGGCAUGCAGCAAGGGGAGCCGGAGAAGAACAUGGUGGCAGAGGACGACGACACGGACUCCACUACUGAGGAAUCCACCGAGAAGGAGCACAAGAUCCUGUUAGACACUGUCUGUAAGACGGUAAGAUGGCUCUCUGCUAAGCUUGGCCCCACAGUCACUUCCAGAUAUGUGGCCAGAAACCUCCUUCGGUUGCUCACCACGUGCUAUGUCGGACCAGAGAAGCACCUGUUUGUGCAGCCCACGGAGGAGAGCAGCCUGGAGAGUGGUGGCAGCGUGUAUGAGAAGAAGCCGGUGGUGGGAGACCAGACAGCCAGCCCAGUGCUGGAGUGCCUCAUCUAUGUAGCUCACCUGUAUGGGGAACCUGUGCUCACCUAUCAGUACCUGCCCUACAUCGGCUACCUGGUGUCCCCUCCCUCGUCUCACCGCCUCAACACCAGGAAAGAGGCUGGGCUGCUGGCGGCGGUGGUGCUCACCCAGAAGAUCAUCGUCUUCCUCUCCGACACCACGCUGAUGGACAUGCUGAUGAAGAUCAACCAGGAAGUGCUCCUGCCCCUGCUGCACAUCCUCACCUCUCCUCGCAUGGGCUUCCCCAGCGGCGUGCAGACGCGCUCGGCUCUGUGCCUGAAGACCAUCAGCCUGAUGGCCCUGAUCUGCCUGCGCAUCGGCAGGGAGAUGGUGCAGCAGCACAUGGCCCAGACCCUCUGCCGCUUCUUCCAGGUCUUCUCCCUGCUGCACACCCUGCAGGGACAGGUGGAGACUGCCCCCCGGAGGGAGGUUGGGGAAUGUAUAUUCCUGGACGGCCACAAUCAGCACGGGGAAGAGGUGACCUGGGAGCUGCGGGUUCUGGAGGAGCUGCAGGCGGUCUUCAACCCUGAGAUGGCCUACGCAUCAUACAUCCCCUUCUACUGUCUCAUCGGUGAACCAGGAAUUUGCAAACUGGUGCCCAACUACGAACUGGUGUGGCGUCUCGGCCAGUCGUACCACGACAAGAUCAGCCCCGGGAGCCCAGACCCCAACUCAGCCAUGAUGCACAGGCUGGACCAACCCCCUCCCAUCCCCUCUCUGGUAGGCCAGUCCCCAGCCUCAGGCAGACGCGUGGCCACUUCCCGAAACCCCUUCCCAGCCCCCGCCUCCACCUCCACCCCCCUGGCCGGCGACAGCCUCCCCGAGUCGGGCACCUUCGGCAGCGCGAUGGUGGGCAACCGCAUCCAGGUGUCCCGGGACUCGGAGACGGGCGCGAGCCCCAACCUGGACAACUGGAGCCGCGGACACCCCUCCCACCACCACCACCACCAUCCUCCUGUCACCUCCUCAUCCUCCAUCUUCUCCUCCUCCUCCACCUCCUCCUCCACCGUCCCCUCCUCCUUCUCCGUCUCAUCCUCCUGGGUGCUGGGUGGCUCCACGUCGGCGGGGGAGGAGAGCGCCCUGAAGCAGAACCUGCCGCACAGCACGCGGGCGCUGCAGGGCAACUGGCUGGCCUACUGGCAGUACGAGAUCGGCCUCAACCAGCAGGACCAUUUCCAUUUCCACCAGAUCCGCCUGCAGAGCUUCCUGGGACACACCAGCACCGUCAAGUGCCUGGCGCCGCUCGCCGGGGAGGACUACUUCCUCUCCGCCUCCAAGGACAAGACGGUGAAGCUGUGGCCACUGUACAACUACGGCGACGGCACGCGGGAGAUGGAGCCCCGGCUCACCUACAUGGAGCACCGCAAGACCGUCACCUACGUGGGCCAGCUGGAGGCGCUGCAGGAAGUGGUCAGCUGCGACGGCACGCUGCACCUCUGGGACCAGUUCACAGGCAAGCAGAUUCGCUCGUACGAGGCCCUGGACGGCAAGAACCCCAUCAUCGCCAUGACUACCAUGCCCGCGCCCCACUGCAGCGUGGUGUUCGCCAGUGCAGACUCCGUACUGCGCUUCAUCGACCCCCGCAAGCCAGGCCUGCAGCAUGAGUUCCGCAUGGCGUAUAACAGUAUGAGUGCGGGCCUGAUCCGGGGCCUAGCGGUGAGUCCCGGGGGCAGCACGGUGGCCGCCAGCUUCUCCUCCGGCUUCAUCGUGCUGCUGGACGUCCGCACCGGCCUGGUGCUGAGGGGCUGGCCCGCUCAUGAAGGGGACAUCCUACAGAUGAAGGCGGCGGAGGGCAACCUGAUCGUCAGCUCCUCAUCGGACCACGCGCUGACGGUGUGGAAGGACCUGGAGCAGAAGCCGCUGCAGCAGUACCGCGCGCCCUCCGACCCCGUGCACACGCUCGACCUGUACGGCAGCCAGAUCGUCACGGGCAACGUGGCCAACAAGAUCGGCGUCUACUCCAUGCUGGACAUCUCGGCCAGCCCCGUCAGCCUCACCAAGCUCAGCUCCGAGAACUUCCGCGGCACCCUCACCAGCCUGGCGGUGCUGCCCACCAAGAGGCUGCUGCUGCUGGGCUCGGAGAACGGUGCCGUCAGGCUACUGGCCUGAGCCUGGAGCUGGACCUGGACCUGGAGCCACCGACACCAAAUGACUGUACAUUUACAGUCACUGCACCAGACAUGAUGCCCACAGCAAAGACAGCAGCAGCAGCAGCAGCAGCAGCCAAGCAAGGGUAGUAGCACAGGAGUGUCCUCCCCCAUCGCUGCCUUUCAAUUCAUUCCUCCAGUUGUGUCCUCUGGACUCUUACCUUGAGGCUUGAUGUCAUUGAGGGACCUCAGUACACAAAAUGUUGAGAGGACAAGGAUUGAGGAUGGCGGAGGGAAGCCAGAUGCUAUUGAAGCGGCCAUCAACGUGGUGGUUGACUGGAGCGCGGAGGAAACGACUGGAGAAACAUAGUGAAAGGCAGAUGUUGUGAAAAAUAGUCUCCUGUUCUAGUUGUAGCGCCUCAGUUUCAAAAAAAGACUCCCAUCUCUGGCCAUGACCAGAGGAAAAUCUGUCAAUGAACUUAAUGUCCACAAACUAGUUACUUCUGAACUUCUUGAUGCUUUUUCGUUUCGUUGGUUUCCUUUCUCUUUCCUUUUUGUUUGGCUAAACCCUACAUGGCCACGUGACCUUUUUUUUAGUCUUUGACGCCUCGUACAACAAGGACCUCACUUAGUAUCCUUAAAGCACUGUUGGUGACCAAAAUAGCAUUUGUAAGAAAGAACCUACGAUCAAGGAAAAGCGCCUGUAGCGAGAGUAUGUAAUGACUGUUUGAAGAGUUUUAUGAUUUUUUUUAAGUG
Molecule: messenger RNA, 7368 nt
Organism: Engraulis encrasicolus (European anchovy)
Lineage: Eukaryota; Metazoa; Chordata; Actinopteri; Clupeiformes; Engraulidae
Gene: wdr81
Product: WD repeat domain 81
Exons: 13
Coding region: 350-6634 (2094 amino acids)
Biological process (GO): aggrephagy
Cellular component (GO): mitochondrion
Molecular function (GO): protein binding; phosphatidylinositol 3-kinase regulator activity
Source: RefSeq, a predicted model, not a curated record